AUGAAGCCCUCCUUCUUCCUCACAACACUGCGAUUCUUCGCCUUGGGCGCCGCUGCUCCAAGUCCGCUCCACAACUCUAUGCGCUCCAAAGGUGGCGACAAAAAUAGCGACAACAAUAGCGGCCCAGACCUCUCCAAAUACAACCUCACCGCAACCCUUCCCAUCGUCUAUUUUCCACCUCCUUAUACGUGGCCCAACUAUGCGCCAAGCCUAACAAUUUACCUCCAUGCGCCUCAGGGAUGGGAAUUCUCAAAUGUAUCGAGCACAGUGCCGCUAAUGCCGAUUCUUGAUACUGGCUCGACUGGCCUGAUGCUGGACGCCCUGGACCUGAACAUCACAAACGCUACGUUGGCAAAAUUUGAGCCUGGAUAUCAGUAUCUCUCGUCAUCAACAAAACUAUACCGAGGCGCGUGGAUCCCGUUCAGGCUCGACUUUGCCAAUCCAACUGGCGAAUCCGCCAAUGUCACGGCAGAGAUUCCUGUGCUGGUUGUGAAUGAAACACUCCUGUGUUCAGAAUACAACAAUAGAUGGAAGUCAGAUUGCCCUCCAGAGAAGACUACCAAGCAUAAUUUACAGCCACGUGGUAUCCAAUGGUGGGGUAUUGGCUUCGGUCGUGAGUCGGACGGUCAGUUGCAAGGAACACCGGACAAGAAUGCGCUGUUGAAUAUUAAAACCAUCAACGGCGUGGAUGUUUCUACUUCAGGGAACUAUAGAGUGGGAUACAGCCUGCGAAAGAAUGGCGUGGUAGUGGGUUUGACAGAAGAAAAUACACAAGAUUAUACCUGGACGAAGCUAAAGAAGCAUAAGGGCUUCUCAAAGCACCCGUUCGAUUGGAGAAAUGUCUCUGGAUGUGUGAGUAUCGACGGCGGUAGCUGUGAGACAUCAAACAUCCUCGUCGAUACAGGUAACACGCGAUCUUAUCUGUCUACCACCGAUCGCCUUGUCCACUUGGUACCAUCGAACACCUCUUCGACGGCAAAGGUCUUGGAGGCGGGCCAGAACGUGUUGGUUCGUUUUGGCUCGGAGGUUGGAUACGAAGGGGUACAAUACAAUUUCACUAUUGGCAACAAGAGUACCUUGGAGCCAGAUGAAGUGAGGACAAAGUUGGUGAAAAAAGGCCGGGAGGAGAAAAUAAAUACGGGAGUAUACUUCUAUCGGGAGUGGGAGAGUGCCUUUGAUGCAGACGAAGGUUGGUGGGGGGUGAACUUAUUCUUGGAUCUAGCCAUUUCAACCCCACACUUCGAUACUGUGCUGCUAAGACUCUGUGGCGUGAAUCCGAUCGGCAUUUCUAACUGCAAAGGACAGGUCCGUUACCAGAAUACGAAAUUCCGAGCCCAAGCUAAACCCAACAACAUCAAUAUCUCAACAGCGUCAAGUCUUCUUACGAUGGACACGCCCCUGGUAGAACUGAACCAGGUGCUUCAUCCAGCAGAAGUGCCAUCAGAGGUACCUCAUUUGGACCGUCUACCAACGGAAUUGGUCGAAUUAAUAUGCUCUUGGAUCCUUGCGCAUAAGAAGACAUUCUCCGAGACAGUUAGCCAACCACGAGAUGACAAGUGGUUGUGGGAAUUUACGCCAUGCUCAAGAACAUUGGCGAGUCUGUCGCUUGCCUCCAAGAGAUAUCGUCAAAUCGCCCAUCCAUAUCUCUAUUCGCAAAUCAGCAUCGGAGAAUCUGACAAUACCUGGCUACCUCGCUUCGUCAGCCUGCUGUGCCGUAAGCCAGACCUGGGACUUCUUAUCAAAGAGAUUGAUAUCCAGUGUCUACCAAAGGCCUUCUCUGUCGAACCAGAUUCUAUGGGACCCAUGUUCAACGAUGUGGCCUCCCGGUUCUCCCUCGCCCCUCUUUCUUCCUGGAGUCCCGAAGACUGUGCUGAAAAAUGCAGCCCGAAACACCGACCUUGCGACCACUUCAAACGACUGCUCACUCUGUUGGCUUUUCUAGCACCCAAUGUGAAACGUUGGAGAAUGGUGCCACCCAACAUUUUCCACUUCGAAGAAUUGGUCCAGGUGACAGAGCAGGCAUUUACCAGAAGCAUGCCAUCCCCCUCUAAUCCACGGGCACUUAAAUCUCUGCAACAUUUGUGGGUGCCUGGAGCACAACCAUUUCCUUACGCGACAGACUUCUUCGCCCUGGAAAUAGCGCUUCAAUUGCUUGGGUGGCUCGUUCCAAGUCUUCAGAAAUUAUGGCUACGAAAUGCAAGCCUAUAUCAUCCGCUUCCUGCUCGCAUUAAGCUUGAUAAUCUGAAAGAAAUUGUCAUAGAUUUUGGUCUUUUAACGGAAGGAGGCUUAUUCAGUCUUACUAGGGCGUGUAAGGUCUUAGAGAGCUUCUGCUUUUGCUCUGGAGGAAACUCUCCAGCUUUCCCCGAUGGCUGGGGCCGCGCAGCGUUGCAACAGACCCCCCCUUCUGAGUUCUUGCCAGAGCAUAUCGUUCCUGCAUUUUCCCAUCUUAAACGCACCCUCCGGAUCCUUUCAAUCAACCGAUGGAAUGGCGCUCGAGGUGGGGCCGACCACAAUAUCGAUCUCACUCGUGAAAACGAGCGCAUUUAUGCGGCCUGGCCUGCGUGGAGGAGGGAGGGAACGGACAGUCUCUUGGGCAGUUUAAAGGAUUUCAGGGUUUUGGAGACUCUCAUCCUCGACUCUACAUGUCUUUUCCACUACAAUAUUGACGACAAUCCCCCCCCAAAUGCCCCAGUGGAUCAUCUCACAAAGCGGCUUCCCAGAUCUCUGCGCCGUCUCAUUCUUCCCGGAGCUCCUCCUCAGAUGGUUCCGGCACUCCAUGCACUGGCCUCUUCAGCAGCUUCUGGAGAAUUCCCGUAUCUCAGGUUGGUGCAAAUAACAUCCAACGAAAGGGAUGUUCGCAAGCGAGAAACAUCGUGGCGCAAGUAUGGUGGCCCUCGGUCUCUGAGAGAUGAAUACUCCACAUUCAUAAACAUCGACGAGUGGAAGUCUCUUAGAGAGAGGUUUUCAGCUGCUCGAGUCCGGCUCUUUCACAUUAACUCUGGGAACACCAGGUGCUUUGCGAGAGAGUUACUUGAAAAUGCCGGCUUCGUCAGGCCGGAAUCAGAAAUUUCCAGCAUCUUAUUAUCUUAG
Molecule: messenger RNA, 3090 nt
Organism: Trichoderma virens Gv29-8
Lineage: Eukaryota; Fungi; Ascomycota; Sordariomycetes; Hypocreales; Hypocreaceae
Exons: 4
Coding region: 1-3090 (1029 amino acids)
Source: RefSeq, a predicted model, not a curated record